CCAAUCUCAUGACUAUAGGGAACUUCGAGCCCAUGCUGACACAAGUAGCAAAAUCAGGUGAUUCAAUCAUGAAAACCAGUUUUGUUAUCGUAGAACGUCGAACGGUACUAUCGCUAUAACGCCACGGGAAAGGUAGUCAGGAAGAACUUGUUAAAGAGCGUCUAUUAUAUGCGUGGAAAGACCACAUUUGUCACAGGCUACUGAAAGUGAUUUCAGGGGACGAUAAAGUUGAUAAAGUGUGAGGAUGGCCACUGCUCUGCGGUAUUGUAACAAAGUUGCCAUCGUUACAGGAGGCUCGAGAGGGAUUGGAAGAGGGAUUGUUAAGGUUUUCGUUCAAAACGGGGCCAAGGUUGUUUUCUGUGCCAAAGAGGGAGAUGGAGGGGAGGCCCUGGAGGCUGAAUUAAACAAGAAGGGGCCUGGAACUUGUCUCUUCGUUUCCUGUGAUAUGACCAAGGAGGACGACAUUAAGCGGUUAAUUGCAGAAACUGUUAAACACUUUGGACAGAUAGACUGUUUGGUGAACAACGCAGGAUGCCACCCUCCACACAAGCCCACAGAGGUCACCACAGCAGACGAGUUCAGAGAUCUUCUCAACUUAAAUCUUAUUGGUUACUUCCUGGCUUCCAAGUAUGCCCUUCCAUUCCUGCGACAAGUGCAAGGCAACAUCAUAAACGUGUCAAGCCUGGUGGCCUCCAUUGGCCAGAAGCAUGCUGUACCAUAUGUAGCCACCAAGGGGGCGGUCAUAGCCAUGACUAAAGCCAUGGCUGUUGAUGAGAGUCGCUAUCAUGUUCGAGUCAAUUGCAUCUCCCCUGGUAACGUGAUGACUCCUAUGUGGGAGGAGCUUGCUGCCCAGACAGAGGAUGCUGCUCGUACCAUUAAAGAAGGAGAGAAUGCACAGCUCCUCGGUCGGAUGGGGACAGAGGCGGAGAGUGGACUGGCUGCUCUGUUCUUGGCUGCAGAUGCCACUUUCUGCACAGGGAUCGACUUGCUUCUCAGCGGGGGGGCUGAGCUUAACUAUGGCUUCAAGAGUCAGGUGCCACAACCAUGAGGGUCUAUAUACAGCCCACACAUAAGGCAUGCAGUCUCUGCUUCAGUCCACAGUUCAUAUGUUGUUUUACUAACAAGUUUACUGUUACAGACUUAAUUACUUUGUUUACAUUUAACCAAGGGACUAGUCGUGUAAAUAAUGGCAAAGCCAAUAUGAUUGCUUAAAAGCACCAUGUGAUUAACAUGACGCAAUUCCACUGUGAUUUCAUUCUUUUCAGGAUGUAUAGGGAAACAUUUACCUGCUGGCCAUUACAGCUUAUUGCACCUUCACCAGCAUAUUCUUAAUAUAUAACAAUGAAUGCCCUGUAGUGUUGUCCUCCAUUCCUUUAAAUCCUGUUUUUUAAUAGUUAUUACUUAUUAUUAGUUUAAUAAUAUAAUACUGCACUGUAAACAAUACACCAGAAGUUGUGGCUUUAACGCAGACACAUAUACCUUUUAUCAAUGAAAAAAGGCAUCUGUCUGCUGUGUUCCCUGAAUAUUCAUUUCAUCAUGUGUAUUUUAACGUGCUUAUAAAAAAGCAGCAAUCAAGCUUUCACUUGUGCAUCACUGUGCAUCACCUUUUAUCAUACAUCAAACAUAAAUGCCACUGCACACAGUAUUUACAAAACAAUAAAUAUAUUCAUAGAUUUCUGUGAUGGAUUCUA
Clupea harengus (Atlantic herring) is the source of this 1691-nucleotide messenger RNA. It is a transcript of the gene hsd17b14, whose product is annotated as hydroxysteroid 17-beta dehydrogenase 14. Gene Ontology annotation, cellular component: cytosol. NCBI's taxonomy places the organism in Eukaryota, Metazoa, Chordata, Actinopteri, Clupeiformes, Clupeidae. Gene Ontology annotation, biological process: steroid catabolic process. The record is from RefSeq and is a predicted model, not a curated record. Gene Ontology annotation, molecular function: estradiol 17-beta-dehydrogenase [NAD(P)+] activity.